AUGUAUUCCCACAGAUUCUCAUGGCCGGCAGACACAGCCUCCCAGGUGAUCAUCACUGGCGAGUGGGACGACUGGAAUGGAACCCACUACCUCAAGAACACCGGCGAUAUUUUCGAAACCGAAAUCCAGUUUGAAGACGAUAGCUUUGAGGCUGGACACAGAGUAGCCUAUAAAUACAUCGUCGACGGGGUGUGGCUCGCCGAUCCAAAGGAACCAAAGUGCAAAGACGAGCGAGGCUUUGAGAACAACUGCUUCAUCUUCCCGGAGGCCAAAAAGAAGAGCUACACGGACCUAUCGCCCCAGGAGGUGCUUGCCUCCAUUGGUGAUCACAAUGCCAAUGGCAAAGCUCCCAGUGCGUCCGCCCCUCCAGCUGGAGCUGGAGCUGGAGCGUCGCCUCAGAACGCGGACAAGUCACUUCUCGCGCUGCAGAGCGACGAAACGGCCAUCAACCUCCUGCCUGAUGUCGCCCAGAUCAUCUCCAAGGUCGCAGAGAGGGCAGGCAAUCGCGAGAUGGCCGCAGCAGUCAGAGGUGCCGAAGGCAUCCACAAGCUGAAGGCCCCAUUGAACGCCACCGAUACAGAGAUCGAGGCUAUCGGAGCUGCUCUCGAGAACAUGGGCACCGAAUCCAAGAAGGACAAGAAGAAGAGGCUCGCUGUCCUCGAAUCUUUCAAGAGAUUCUUUCGAAGAUCAUCUCGUGCUCCCAAUCCCGUGAAUCUCGCCGAAUAG
This is a messenger RNA of Polychytrium aggregatum, 726 nucleotides long. RefSeq lists its product as uncharacterized. Gene Ontology annotation, biological process: signal transduction. Gene Ontology annotation, molecular function: protein kinase binding. Lineage: Eukaryota; Fungi; Chytridiomycota; Chytridiomycetes; Polychytriales. The transcript has 7 exons. Gene Ontology annotation, cellular component: cytoplasm; nucleotide-activated protein kinase complex; nucleus. Bases 1 to 726 code for a protein of 241 amino acids. The record is from RefSeq and is a predicted model, not a curated record.